Ipomoea nil (Japanese morning glory) is the source of this 837-nucleotide messenger RNA. RefSeq names its product acyl-coenzyme A thioesterase 13-like. Gene Ontology annotation, molecular function: fatty acyl-CoA hydrolase activity. Lineage: Eukaryota; Viridiplantae; Streptophyta; Magnoliopsida; Solanales; Convolvulaceae. The transcript is spliced from 3 exons. The coding region runs from base 109 to 579 and encodes 156 amino acids. The record is from RefSeq and is a predicted model, not a curated record.
UGGUUACAGAAAGGAAUACCGCAGUCAAACACGUCCUUUCUCUACCUGAAACCUGACGACUGCGGAAUUCUUCUGAUGUUUUAAAUUCAGCUAAAUCCAGGAAAGAAGAUGGACUUAUUGGAAUCAGUAAAGCGAUUCUUGGAGAACGAAGAUGGCGAAAAUGAGUCCACAAUCGAUUCCAUGCCUGCCAAAUUCAUCGAGCCCAUUGUCGCGCAGGGGCUCAAGGUCGACCUGGUUGAGCCCGGCCGCCUUAUCUGCUCUCUCAAAGUUCCCCCGCGCCUAGUGGAUGCCGGCAACAGAUUGCACGGCGGAGCCAUGGCGACGCUGCUUGACCUUCUGACUUCGGUGGUUUUUCACACUGCGGAAUUGGGGACUUUUCAUUCCGGGGUAUCCGUCGAGAUCAACAUUUCCUUUGUCGAUGUUGCUGUUCUUGGUGAGGAAAUCGAGAUAGAGUCGAAAGUAUUACGCGUUGGGAAGAUGAUAUGUGUUGCGAGUGUGGAAUUGAGGAAGAAAGAGACGGGGAAGAUAAUUGCUCAAGGACGUCACACUAAAUACUUGGGCAUUCGCAGUAGGGUUUGAACUUGUUUGACUAUUUGCUUUCUCCAUAACUCCAUUUUCCCCUAUUUUUAGCUGUUUAAUUUGGGUGAACUGGGCAAAAAGAGCCUGUGGUGUUGGAGAAAUAUAUAUACAGAAAAGUGGGAAUGAAAAUAGUAAGACCUGUUUAAUUAUGAUGAAACUUGUUAAUAUGCUCUUUAUGCGAGCACUCUAUUCACUCCUAUAAGGAGGCAUUGAUGAACAGUUGAAUGAAAGAGGAGAAACAUUGGACUAGUUUUUUAA